AUGGACCAAACUGUCCGUGCGCCAGCGACCGACGUCGCUUCAGGCGCUCAUCGCGCGCGUGCGGUCGAAGAGGGCAACUGCAACAACAGCACCGACGACGACAAAGCUCAGCACGACCUGCACGACGAGUCGGCCACUUCGCUCGCCUCUCCUUGUCGCUCGCAACUGCCCCAACUACCCCAACCACAUGACGGCGCAUCCGAAGCUCCAAUAUCUGAUUCGUCGGCCUCUUUUUCCAGCGCAUCUACCGAACCCGCACGCGCAUUGCAGCUGCGCCGAUCGUCUUCACUACAUCGUGCGGUCUUUGCAAGCAGCAGUGGCGGGUCAGAUAGUGACCGUCCGGGCCGACGAUGGCGAAGCGACGAACAGGAUAGUCAUAACGAGGAUGACCGCGCGUCUUCUGAGCUGGUUCUGCAGCUCCAGAGGCUCUGCAGACGCCAGAGACAACGUGCAGAGGAGCGCGCGUUUGUGCGUGAUGUCGAGCGCGUGAUGGCGCUGCUGAGAGCGCCACUACCGACGUCAAGAGAUGUGCAAGUGACGUCCGCGACGUUUCCAGGCUACGGGCUGUCGCUCGACUUGCUGAGCAGUGGACAUGAAUCAGACACAGUUGCUGCAGUUGCAGUUGACGAGGGGCAGAGCUCUGGGACGAGUGACAGCUCUCGGUUCAGUACUGGACGUGUCAGGAGAUCUCAUGACCGACGCUUCGCGUCGCGCGUGACGCUCACGUUGGCGGAAAUUGAUGCUCUUUUGGAUUGCAUCGCCGACUUGUUUGAGCAUCGGAACCCGGACGUGCGGGCACUAGCUUUUGAGGUGGUGCAUCUUUGUGUACUGCGCUUUGGGGAGCGAUUGACGCCAGCGCUGAGAAGAAAGAUCUACUUGCAACUGGAAUCGCACCCGUCAAAGGACUUUUUGCUGCGGCAGAAAGUUCUUCGUACACUAACUCACGAUGGCCGGCACGUGGAGCCGUUUCACGUUGAGCUAGGCUGGUUCUUGCUGCGUCUCUUGGAACAGUCCGAUGCGCAAAAAGACUUGCUUGGACUCAUCCAAAGUAUCUUGCGUCGCAGUCCUCGAGCACUCGAUCGUGACAAAGUGAUUGCGAUUGUGUCGGUCAUCAGUGGGCGAUGCGACAUUGCAUGGAGCCGUAGCGAUUUGGAUGCGUGUCACAGAUCGAUCGCUUUUUUCCAUGUUUUGGCAACGCAUGACUUGGCGUACGCGGCAAGCACACCGGCAUGUUUGCGCUCGCUAUGCUGCCUUGUGAAUGCGGAUGGUCACGGGACGUGGUCAGUCAUGAAACUGCUACUGACUGGAUGUUCUGGUUUCCUCGUACUGCGGGGAUUGGUGCAGAUGCUAGAGCACCCGACUGGAGUCAAUUCGCCUUGGGUACUCCGAGGUGCUGUUUUCUUUGUGGGCAUGUCUUGUUGGGGCUCUCAGCGCGUGGCUAAGUUUGACGACAUCGCAUGGGGUCCCAUAUUGCUCGCCCUCGAACGAGCUUUGCAGUGUGGUCGGAGAGUAGUCGUAUUUGAAGUAAUUUUGUCGAUACAGCGCCUUAUCAAGAAAUUCGGUACCGCUCAUCUACCAGCUGCUAGUGGCGGACAGAGCACUGCAAGAUCGACGAACAUGUCGACGAAGGCUUCACCACAUUGUGGAGACAGCAGAGAGGAGACGAGUAAGGUUGGCUCGGGGUUUGGUCCACCAAACCCGGGUGCUGACAGCGAUAAACGUUGCUUGAUCGUGGAGUGGGAUAUAAUUUUGCGUAUGCUCCAUACCCUAAGGCCGUGGGCAUCGGUGACAGAUGAGAGUGAAACAGAGGAGUUCCCUGAGAGAAUUUCGCAGCCUAAUGAUCGACGUAUGGGUGGAGACGUAAAUCAGCCUGCGCCUGUUCAUCCAACAAACGACUUGCCGGAUCAGCCGCAUCCACAAUUGCUGGUAUCAAUCCAACAAACAAGAGUUCCUCGCGAGCUCCUUGACACUCUACUAGCCGUGGAAGACCUCGUGGAACGACGUCGCUUUGCCGGCGAUGUAAAAGAGUUUCUCAACAUACUCGAACAAUAUUUGCCGCGUCUUUCCGAGGACUCGAUGUUGUUUUUACUACGACAGCGUGCUGAUGCAACUCAUCCGGGAUACCAUCUGACAUGGCUCACCACUUUGUCGAGUGUAAUGCGCACAUUCUUUUCUGGCGUUAGUUCUGAUGGUGAUGACCUGCUGAUACCUAGAGCAGUGCGCUUGGAGGCACUCGAAAUUUUGCGCGUCAACUUGUGGACAAGUCGCUACGUGUGCGAGGACCGCGUGAUUGAAGAAGUGGUGAUUCCAACGCUUGGUCAAGCAUAUAACGAUCCCGAUGCAGAGGUGCGGCGUCGCGCGCUCGGCUUCAUCAUCGAGGCAGCGCGUCAGCUAGAAAGUGCGAAGUUUGACUCAUUGCUAGACAUUCUUGCGAACGCGAUGAUACAUUCCGGAGACAAUGAUGCUCAACUUUUGGCAGCAUCUGGCGUCGUUUCUCUCUUUUCGUCAGCAUUCGACCAUUUGCCACCGGCGCGCGCCGUUCGCAUGUACGAUCUUCUGGUUACGACCGUGGAAGUCCAUCGCAGCCGUGCUGUUCGGCGUAUUGCGCUAUCGUGUUUACUGUGUGUAUGCGAAGCACGUGCGAUUGACGGUAGACUUCAAUGGAAAGAGCAGCAACAAGUUCGCACGUCACGCUUCCUGUUUAUUUCUCGACGUUCUGCACGUGUCAACUCAAGCAAUAUCCAGUCGACUGCAGCGCGCGUGCCAGUUGCGCGCGCAUUCCGCGCUCUACUCUCGUUAGUGACUGCGGAGCCUGACGCUGAGCUUUUCCGUAUCGCAGUUCAAGGCAUCAAAACCAUGCUAGAAAAUCGUACAAUCCUGGAAGAUGUAGAUGUGAGCGAAGUGUCGGCAAAGAUUGUGGCAAGCAUCGACUACGGAGCUUUCGGGAGAGCCGCAAUUGCUGAUGAGGUUGACAGAAUGCUUGGCGACCAUAUUGGUCAGCAAAAGCUGGCCAGUGUAGAUGCGUCGGUUUGCCGAGAUGAAAAGGAUCGAGAGGAACACGUAGCUAUUGAUCGCUUGAUCUCGCAAACGAACGUGGAGCUCGUGCACUCGAUUUACGUGAAAAGAAGACGUGACGAUCCUGACAAGAGUGCGAAAACGUUUUGCACAAGUUUGCGAGCUACAAUCGUGUUGCUCGCCAGAACACGGUACCUCGGCAUGGGAAUCGAACUGCUGCAGCUUCUUGUGAGCUACGAUUCAGAGCUGCACUAUCAUACGCUGCAAGAGCUCACGCGAUGCCUUGUUGGUUGCAUAGAAUCACGCCUGGCAGUUGCUGAUAAAGACUUUCUUAUGGGUGGUGCUGCUGCAGAAGACUCGACCUCAUCGUUGUCCGCGUCUGUGUCAGCUCCAGACAUGCUAUACCGCCAUGAUGGGGCAGAGCCUGAGCCUCGUAUCGCGGGCACGUUCGUGUCUGACACACCUCUCGGAUUCACCUCCCGUGUGCUAUCGCGCUUCCAGACUUCCGCUUCACACGGUAGCCUCUUUCACGCGUUUUCGGGGUCUAUGGGCAAAUCAGCACUAGAGCACAAACCAGGAUCGAAGUCGCCGUCUGAAAAGGCGGUUGUGAGCUCAUAUGAUGAAGUAAGGCGCAGGUCGCGCAACGAGCGAGUGGUGGACAGCGUCGGAAAUGCAGUAAGCAGCAACGACUGCGGUGCGCAAGCUUGGUGCUCUCCGCAAGAAUCAGUAUCGCAGCAGUCAGCCGAUAUGACGGCGUUACCACCACUGCCAGCACACGAUGACAUUAUCGAGUCACCGUCAUACUGUUGUGAAAACACACAAGUUCGGUGUCACACACAGCGAAAGCGUGAUUCCUUGGACUGUAGAAGCAAGAGCAAGCAAUACAGACAAGCGGAAGGGGAUGAUGGAGAAGAAGGUUCGUCGUGCAGAUCCGUCACUCGCUCCAAACAGGAAGAUGCCGAAGAAAGUGCCGACGUUGAGAGGCGACAAGAACUUGCGAACAAUAAACGCUGGGAAACUGAGACGGAUACGGUUUCACACAACGAUCGUCUCAGCGACGGGUUGCGUCUACGAGUAGUGACACCAAGCACUCUGCAAUCUGGUGAAGCCAACCCCUCGACGACCGGAAGCGUGUGCGGACGAGACGAGUACGAUCCGACGUGCUUGAUGACGCAACUGUUUGAUCUAAGCGUCAGGAAUCGUCCACAGUUGCUAAGAGAUGGACCAGCACUGAAGCUGGCGCUCAACGUGCUGGAUCGUACGCCAGAAUUGGAGACACACAAGAUCGGUCUGUUGUAUGUCAGAGACGGUAAAAAACCUUCCGAGUCCACUAUUCUAGGGACUGCCGGCGGAUCGCUGCGUUACUUGCGAUUCUUACGCCGUCUGGGCACCUUCACUAAACUGGAGGGGUUUCCUGGUUAUACGGGAGGGCUUGACACUAUGAACAACAGCGAUGGCAAAUUUGGUCUCGUCUAUCAAGACGCAUGUGCACAGAUAAUGUUCCACGUGGCCACGAUGAUGGUUCCCCAAAGCUACCGACGUGACAGCAACCCCGCUGCAGAAAACUUUGCCUCGAUGCAAAAGAAGCGCCAUAUUGGGAAUGACUUCGUGCACGUGGUGUUCAAGGAAUGUGACGAGGACUACGACUUACGGACAAUAUCUGGGCAGUUCAACGAUGUGCACAUCGUCAUUCAGCCACUCAAUGACCACGAGUAUCGCACGCAGGUGCACGUCAAGCAAGGGAUUGCACCGUUCGGACCGCUUUACGGCAGACAGGUUGUGUCCAGCAGCAUCAUCUCGGAGUGCGUGCGACUCACUUGUAUGAACGCCAAUCUGGCAUGCCAGGUGUUCCACCAAGACCUCAUAGGGUUCGCUCUGAACUGCGAAGAGCGCUUGAAACAAAUCAAGCAGUUGGGACUUCGACUUGCUACUUCGGGUGACUGGAAUCUUGACGAGUGA
This is a messenger RNA of Hyaloperonospora brassicae, 4974 nucleotides long. The record is from the annotation of a GenBank genome assembly. NCBI's taxonomy places the organism in Eukaryota, Oomycota, Peronosporomycetes, Peronosporales, Peronosporaceae.